CUCCACAACAUUGCGAGGGGGAGUUGUAGCCGAAUUGUGAGACUCGAGGGGUAUAUACACCUCCCCGUCCGCGGCCCAGCCUAGAGUUCCGGCAAAAUCCCCAAUCCCGCAGAGCACGUUCCCUCCGCCCCUCGUUUCCCCACCCACCAGCCUAGGGUUCCGGCGAGAUGAAGCAGCAGGAUGGAGCUAGCCCCGCCAAGAUGUUCAUUGGCGGGCUCUCCAGGCAGACAAGCAUGGGUACGUUCAAAGAGUACUUCGGGAAGUACGGUGAGAUAAUCGAUGCGGUAAUAAUGAAGGACCGCCAUACCCAAAAGCCCAGAGGCUUUGGAUUUAUUACCUAUUCAGAUCCUGCUAUUGUUGACAGAGUGAUUGAAGAUAACCAUGUCAUCGAUGGCAAGCAGGUCGAAAUUAAAAGGACUAUCCCGAAGGGUGCUGCCCCCCUGAAAGAUUUCAAGACAAAGAAGAUUUUUGUUGGCGGAUUGCCUACUGCUCUAACAGAUGGUGAAUUCAAGGACUUCUUUUCAAAGUUUGGAAAGGUGGUGGAACAUGAGAUCAUCUGUGAUCAUUCGACCAACCGGUCACGAGGAUUUGGAUUUAUAGUGUUUGAUGCAGAAAAAACUGUAGAUGAAUUGUUAGCUAAGAAAGGCAAUAAGAUUGAUCUAAAUGGUACUCAGGUGGAGAUCAAGAAGGCAGAACCAAAGAAACCCUCUAACCCACCUCAUUCACUUGAUAGCAAACCUAGGAGAUCUCCUUAUGCAGAUGGUUAUGAUGGAUUUGCCAGCCGUUACAACAAUGGUGGUCGCUUUGCCCCCUAUAAAUCACCUGGUUUUGGCGCUAGGCCUGGCAGCUACAGUAGUGCUUAUGUUCCUGGUGACUAUAGUAGCAGCUAUGGUGGUUAUGAUGGAGCAUUUGGAGGUUAUCAUGGAGAAUCGUCGCUCUACACCAGUCGUUUUGGUGGCAGUUAUGGUGGUGGUUUAGGUGGUGCAUAUGGGCGUGAUGCUGUGCCUUAUGGUGGUGGUUUAGGUGGUGCAUAUGGGCGUGAUGCUGUGCCUUAUGGCACUUCUAGCUAUGGUCCUAGUUAUGACUCUUCAGGUGCCAGUGCCGAUCCUAGUGUUAGGUCUGGCGUGGGUGGACUCUAUGGUGCUAGGGGAGGCUAUGGUAGCAGCAGUGGUGGUGGUGCUACUGGUCGCUACCAUCCAUAUGCAGGGUUUUGCUUGUUUUUGGUUGUUGAUUUCGAAGUUGCUUUACAUACAGCAUUGCCAACCUAUCCAGCAUCGCAGUUUUCAAUUGUUGAUCCUAUAGUGCUCUAGGUUGGUGAACAUUUAAUUUCCCUUCUUUGGGAUGAUAUUAUGGUCCUUUCAUGUAAUAAGCUAGUUUAGGCCUUUGUCAGUUAAUCCUCUCCCCAAGGGGAUUGGAGAGGGUUUAGACCUCCUCUGGUUUGGAGGAAUUUCAUAGGAAUUCUGUAGGAUAUGAUUUCUAUAGGAAAUUUCCCUUUGGAUCCCUUUGGUUUAUAGGAAUGGGAUUCCUAUUCCUAUGUAGGAUUGGUUCCUUUUUCAAAGGAAAAUAAACAUUACGCAAGACUCAACGGAAAAAAAAAUCCUAUCUUGCGAACCAAGAUUUAACACCCCUCAGCCCUCUUUCAUCCCCACCAAACUGAACGUGCCCUUUUAGCUUUGCGAACUUGUUUAAAUCUGAAGAUUUUGGUUUGUCGAGUUUACAUGUUGAAUUAUACCGUUAUUAUAUUUCUUAUGUUCUGAUGUGUGUAACAUUUUAAUAAGCACUUUUUCACGUCUUUCAAUUAUCACUGCUGUUAACAAAAUGUUUCCGCAUCUGAGAUAUGGAACUAAAUUGACGUUAUUCAUGCGUUCAAUGGUUGAUAGAAGCCCUGGCAAAAAAAAGUUAAUAGAAGCACGAUCAUCCAUGACCCAAAGUAUAUCACACCUAAUUAUCGUAGAAGCCAGUCA
Messenger RNA from Triticum aestivum (bread wheat), 1964 nucleotides. Its product is annotated as heterogeneous nuclear ribonucleoprotein 1. Gene Ontology annotation, biological process: regulation of gene expression. Gene Ontology annotation, cellular component: chromatin; nucleoplasm. The transcript is spliced from 7 exons. The coding region runs from base 168 to 1310 and encodes 380 amino acids. NCBI's taxonomy places the organism in Eukaryota, Viridiplantae, Streptophyta, Magnoliopsida, Poales, Poaceae. Gene Ontology annotation, molecular function: RNA binding. The record is from RefSeq and is a predicted model, not a curated record.